Miscanthus lutarioriparius is the source of this 594-nucleotide messenger RNA. Lineage: Eukaryota; Viridiplantae; Streptophyta; Magnoliopsida; Poales; Poaceae. The record is from the annotation of a GenBank genome assembly.
AUGGCGUCGAGGGUGCUGCUCCUCUGCGUUUCGGUGGUCCUCGCUGCGGCGGCUGCUGCCGAGGCCAGGGACUUCGUUGUCGGCGGCGCCAACGACGCGUGGAAGGAGCCGGCGCAGCCCGACGCCCUCGCCAAGUGGGCCUCCGCCAACCGCUUCCAAGUCGGCGACAAACUCGUGUUCAAGUUCGACGGUGCGGCGGACUCGGUGCUGGAGGUGACCCGGGACGACUACAACCGCUGCAGCACGGCGUCCCCGCUCGCCGUCCACAAGGCCACCGCCGGCGCCGCCACCGUGCCGCUGCCCCGCUCCGGCCCGUACUACUUCAUCGGCGGCGCCCCAGGGAGCUGCCAGAAGGGCGAGCGCCUCCUCCUCGUCGUCAUAUCCGAGAAGCACGGCCGCGGCCGCCUGCGGGGCCUCGCUCCGGCGCCGGUCCCGGCUGCUGAGUCGCCGUUUGCCUCCAGUUUCGUCGGGGGCCCUGCCGCGGCGCCGGCGCCGGCCACCGGGGCCGCGGGGAGGACGGCGGCUGCCGGGAACACCGGCGCUCUGCUUGUCGGCGCCGUCGCGCUUCUUGGGGCUCUGUUGUUCGGGUGCUAG